Messenger RNA from Hipposideros armiger (great roundleaf bat), 1197 nucleotides. RefSeq names its product mitochondrial ribosomal protein S18B (gene MRPS18B). Gene Ontology annotation, molecular function: structural constituent of ribosome. The record is from RefSeq and is a predicted model, not a curated record. NCBI's taxonomy places the organism in Eukaryota, Metazoa, Chordata, Mammalia, Chiroptera, Hipposideridae. Gene Ontology annotation, cellular component: ribosome; mitochondrion. The coding region runs from base 151 to 924 and encodes 257 amino acids. The transcript has 7 exons. Gene Ontology annotation, biological process: mitochondrial translation.
UCCCCAUGGUCCCCCUUUCUCGCUUCCGUCCUGACGCAAGUGCGUGGCUGCCUUCCGCAUUGUAGGCUCGUCCUUGGUCCUACCCUAGUCAGUUUCCUGGAGCAUGCGCAGUCGCCUUCCAGUAACGUCCUGCUUCGGUCGUACGUCAAGAUGGCGGCCUCCGUAUUGAAUACGCUGCUGAGGCGCCUUCCUAGCUUUUGGUCUUUCAGAGAUGCUUACAGAGUUCAGGUUCCCCUCCAGACUCUUUGCACUGAAGCUUCCCCUGAGGAAAAUUCUUUACCCCCGGUUCCCAUUUCCCCUUAUAAAAAUGAACCCUGGAAAUAUCUGGACUCGGAAGAAUACCAGACCCGUUACGGUUCUCGCCCCAUCUGGGCUGACUACCGUCGGAACCACAAAGGUGGAGUACCCCCACAGCGGACUCGAAAGACAUGUAUUCGUAAAAAUAAAGUUGCUGGGAAUCCCUGCCCUAUCUGCCGGGAUCACAAGCUGCAUGUCGACUUUAGGAAUGUGAAGCUCUUGGAACAGUUUGUCUGCGCCCACACGGGUAUCAUCUUCCAUGCGCCAUACACAGGAGUCUGUAUGAAGCAGCACAAGAAGUUGACCCAGGCUAUCCAGAAAGCCAGGGAUCAUGGUCUCCUCAGUUACCACAUUCCCCAGGUUGAACCUCGGGAUCUUGACUUCAGUAACUCUCAUGGAGCUGUGAGUGUUACUCCGCCAGCCCCCACUCUGGUUUCAGGGGACCCCUGGUACCCGUGGUACAGAUGGAAGCAGCCGCCAGAGAGAGAGCUGUUUCGCCUUCGCCGGCUCUAUCAAGGCCAUCUCGGAGAAGAGAGUGGCCCCCCACCUGAGUCAAUGCCCGAGGUGCCACUCACAAGCCGAGCUGAAGCCUCCACUGAGCAGGCGGACCCCCAGAGUGCUCUGUAGGAGCUGUAGACUGGGAAGGGCUCCUGAGGGAUUAGGAGCUAACACCUAGGAAUUACAUGAUGGGAUUUCCCCUUCAGAAUUGUGUUUAUUUUGUGGCCAAUGGCAGGUCCAAGGCCAGAGAAAGGAAAUAACUGUUGUUGAAGGGGAUAAAUACAUCUGAGGCUGAGGGAGGGCACUACAGAUGUAUGGGAAACCCUAACCCCAAUAGUGUAAAAAGAUGGACUCAACAUUCUGUCAACUUGGCCUUUCCACAAUAAAGCUGUAUCUCCUGUC